Molecule: messenger RNA, 3100 nt
Organism: Tuber aestivum (summer truffle)
Lineage: Eukaryota; Fungi; Ascomycota; Pezizomycetes; Pezizales; Tuberaceae
Source: the annotation of a GenBank genome assembly
ACACACACACACACACACCCACAAUCCCGUUCCCUCUCUGCCUCCAUUCUCUGUAGUUGCUCUCCUGUCCGCGGCGGUUGCUGCCCAUAACCUGGCACGCACAACCGCCAUUCCACCCAUUCUUACAGCAGACACGGAAGCUGCUGCUACUGCCUGCCGGUUCCUCUCGCAUACGUUCUGUUGCCAUGAGUGCAAAUUAAUCCUUCCUUCCCCAUGAAAGCCAAAUGACCGUUGGUUGAAACCUUCUGACGUUCUGAAAAAGUCCACAUUCCGGCCACGCAGCCCUCGGUCUCUCUUCUCUUCUCCAUCUCCUUUCUCUAGCUCUUUGUCUUCUAUUCUUCUCCUCCUUCCCCUUUUCUCCUUCUCUUCUUCUUCUUCUCCAUUCCCCUUCGAUCAACACAACUUCCAACACCCCCCCCCUCCUUUCCCUGUUUCUCCCUAUUCCACACGAGAUCCUUCGCGCUUCUUACUCCCUCAUCUUUUACCCUCCCUUGAAGUCUCAAAUCUAAUCUUCCCAUUCACAUUCCCUUCAUCCUUCACAAUCAUCAUCAUCCCCUUCUCAACCUCGACCCAUUGUUUCUAUUCCCAACGAAAGAAAGAAGGGCAAAAGAAGAAAGAAAAAACCCAAAUUUCUCCUGGGAGUAUUUUUUUUUUUCGUCAUAAAGCUUUAUUCGACAAGCUGAGGUAACCUUAUCCCGGCAUCUCUCGGAGUAAUAAAAUUCCAAAUCGAAAAUUCUCGCGAUGUCCACAUUUGGGAGUCCCUCAGCCAUGACUCGUGGUGUUCAAUCGUCGCCAUCAUCUAAACCCGCCUCGCCAACCGCUGGUAAUGUUUCCGACAAGUCAGCAAAUAAUUCAAAUAGAGGUACCCACACCAACAGCCAUUCCUUGUCAACCUCGUCACCAACACUCCAUCGUCAACAAAAAUUUCCACAUGAUGCGGUGGACCCUUCGGGGCACAUCACCAACAACCAUAGCAGCAAAAAAUCGGUGUCGCAUACGGAAUCAUCGCGCCCACGUCGCGAAAUUAUUGAUCUUGUAGAUAGCGAUACGGAAGCAAAUAGCACCUCGGCAAAAUUGAACUCCUCUGUCGCUCCUUCGGCAAGGAAUAGGUCACUCCUCGGUCAACCAUUCGACCCCGUUAGGGGUGGACCUACUACUAAAUCGGGCCAUCGUGCCUCUGCGUCGCCCUCUAUAUCCUCGCUGAUCGACCCGCAACCACCAACUCAACCUCAUGCCACCGCCUCGUCGUCGGACAAGCAAUUCAAUUCGUCUUUCACCUCGGACACCACUGCCGGAACGAAUGGUGUUAGGGUGGAGAAAUUGCCUCGACCCGGCGAAGCGGGAGACCCACUAAACCGGUCGCCGAAAUCAAAAAAUGGCACCGCCCCUUCUUCCGCAGCUGCAUCUCCUAAACCUCGACCGUCGCUACCCUCGACCUCCGGCAACGGUUUACUAUCGGGUGUUUUACCAGGAACCACCGCUGCGAGUAGCGAGCCGUGUAUCCCCAACAUUUAUAUUCAUGUUCCUCUCAAUGGGGAGCACAACAAAUAUGUCAACUUUGCUAAGCUGGCGGAGGAGCGCUACGGAUGGGCAGCCUUGAAUCCAAAGCUCGCGAGAGCUAGGGAGAACAUGAUGAAAGGGGACAGUGGUGAUGAGAUGAUGGUUGAUGGCUCAGAGUCGGAGUCGAAUGUUGAAAUCGAUAAGCCAAUGGACUCCGAAGGUGGGAAGCGAAAAAAGAGAAGGCACCAGGACAUUUAUGACAAAAACGACCCUUUCAUUGACGAUACCGAAAUGCUUUGGGAAGAGCAAGCCGCCGCCUCGAAAGACGGCUUCUUCGUCUACAGCGGCCCCUUAGUGCCCGAGGGUGAGAAACCACAAAUUGAAAGGUAUGUUUUACUAGCCCUUAGCAUUGGCUCACGAUGUCCUUACUAACAAUGUUAAAUAGGGCCGAUGGCACGGUAAAGAGAGGACGCGGGCGUGGCCGUGGCGGUACCACUCGUGGAACGGCAGCUGCGCGGGGUCCCACCAUUCGGAAACCUCGUCUUACAAAGAAGGAAAAAGAGAGAAUGGAGAAGGAGAAGGAAGAACGUGAGAGGACACUAUUUCAAACCACUUUUGCUAAGCCUCCCGGAGGUGGUUGACAUCGCUCGUGUCUGGUCCAGUUGUUUCCUUCGGGUGGAUUUUUAUUUUCCUCUUUCUUUCGCUUUCUACAUUUUCUAGCUGUAUUCCAUAAACUUGGGAGAGGGGGUCUGUAAAACUAGAUGUUGGAUUAUGUUUUGGCGUUCGCAGUUUCCUUGUUUCUCUUAUUUCACCUUUUACUCGCUUCCCCUCGUCCCCCCGUUUACUGACUUCCGGAGCCGGAGUAUCGCAGAUAAGUGGCAAAGUGUAUUUUACCGGUAAUACUUGAACGGAUCAUGGGGGCCAUGACAAGUUGACAUUUCUACUCUUUACUGUACUGAAGCUAUUAACAUAACAAAGGGAUACUAUCUAGCUUAUCGAGGAGGGGUCUGUUGUUCGGGAGCUAUAUUUUCUGCUUGUCUUUAACAUAUUUGCGCGAAGCUUACGGAUGGGAUGGAUGGUAUUUCUUUUCGGGAAUUUAUAUUUGCAUACGGAUUGGAGCUUCCAGGUCUAUUAGUCCUAAUUGUACCGGUAUUUUAUUUUGCCCGUGUAAAAGUGAAAUGAUAGGAAGACCAUCCUUGCCCCUAUUCUACAAUAAAUAUUUUGUAUCCUUAGCUUAACUUAAGCAGAGAACGGAAGAUAUCAUGUAUAUAUGCAUAUAUAAAUCUACAGUGUGUCAGGUAUGUGGAUCCCCCGCCAUUUUGACAAUCACAGGUGAGGUCCGAGUACUUUUAGGCUGUGGAGUGCGAGACCAACCAUCACUGACCUACCAGUACAGUAUCGUAUGAUACGACCAACAGCACCGAAGCCAAGCACCAAAGUCAAGUACCCUAUUCGCAUGUAGCAUAGCCAGGUGACAGGGAAUGCCGGUCCGUAUACGAGUGCUCGAGUACCGCAACACGUAGUAAAUAUUUUAGAUGGGUGUGAUAACUCUGGAAGUGGCGGCAUUGCGACUCCCUAGGAUUAGCAUGAAGGAAGAAAG